Molecule: messenger RNA, 579 nt
Organism: Trypanosoma cruzi
Lineage: Eukaryota; Euglenozoa; Kinetoplastea; Trypanosomatida; Trypanosomatidae
Product: mucin TcMUCII, putative
Exons: 1
Coding region: 1-579 (192 amino acids)
Source: RefSeq, a predicted model, not a curated record
AUGAUGACGACGUACCGUCUGCUGUGCGCCCUGUUGGUGCUUGCCCUGUGCUGCUGCUGCCCGUCCGUGUGUGCGUCAGAUAAGCCUGCCGCUUCUUCACAGGUGGCGACAAUUUCGUCAUCAACCCCGACAUCUGGUCAGAAAGGUGAAGAGUCGGGUGUCGGACAUGCAGAUACUGCAGUAAAUGGAGGUGGUUCGAGCGAUAAGGAAAAGCAAUCAAGUGAUGCUCACAAUGAGGUACAAGAAGAAAGUACGGAAGACACGACAGGGACAGAAAGUGGCACGAGUACAUCCACAAAACAAGGAACUAAGGGUGAAGAAGGUCCUGCCGAGACUACCACGACAACCACAACAAAGGCGCCAACCACGACCUCGACCACCACCACAACAAAAUCACCAACAACGACCACCACUACAACACAGGCACCAAGUACUACGACUACAGAGGCUCCAACUACGACGAACACCCGCGCACCGUCACGUCUUCGCGAAAUCGACGGCAGCCUCAGCAGCUCUGCGUGGGUGUGUGCCCCGCUGGUGCUCGCCGCAUCCGCGCUGGCGUACACCGCUGUGGGCUGA